Molecule: messenger RNA, 995 nt
Organism: Nicotiana tabacum (common tobacco)
Lineage: Eukaryota; Viridiplantae; Streptophyta; Magnoliopsida; Solanales; Solanaceae
Source: RefSeq, a predicted model, not a curated record
CUCAAAAAUAUACGAGGUACAAGUGUUCCAAAUCCCUUUUUUCACUUCACAACUCAAUUCUCAGAAACGCUACGCACUGAAGCUGAGCUCGAUCUAUAAUGGCGGAGAAGCCUCAACCUGUUCAAGUCUUAUACUGUGGAGUCUGCGGGUUACCCGCUGAGUUCUGUGAGUUCGGACCCGACUUCGAGAAAUGCAAACCCUGGUUGAUUCAAAACGCACCCGAUACCUACCCGGAUCUUCUCAAAGAAUCAAAUGGAAAAGAAGCUGAUAAAGUCUCUGACAAGCUUCAGUCCACUUCAAUCUCAGAAGGUUCUUCAGCAUCUAAACCAGAAGAAGUCAAACGCCUUCCUGGUGGAAAGAUAAAAAAGAAAGACAAGCAAGAAAUUAUUAUUGAAAAGGUGACACGGAACAAGCGGAAAAGUAUCACUACCAUCAAAGGCCUCGAACUCUUUGGUGUUAAACUAAGCGAUGCUUCCAAAAAGCUUGGUAAAAAGUUUGCUACUGGAGCUUCCGUGGUGAAGGGCCCAACUGAGAAGGAGCAGAUUGACGUUCAAGGAGACAUAUUUUACGACAUUGUGGACUUUAUUACAGAAACCUGGCGCGAUGUUCCAGAAUCUGCAAUAUUCUUCAUAGAAGAUGGGAAAAAGGUUCCCGCUGCAUGAGCUUGGGAGACUGGUCAGUCUUGUUUUCAGCAAGGUGUUUUAUUUAUUCUAUGCUCAUAGCAAAUCGACUAAAUUUUGGGGUGAAAUUUGUUUGGAGCUAUUGAGGCUCCUAACCCAUCCGACCCUUUUCUCUACAGCAGCUAAGGAAACCCAAAAACAGAAUGGGAUUUUGCAGUUGAGAUAUGGUUUGGUAUGCAGCAUAUCUGCUUGGUACAGUUGCUGCAAUACUAUUUUGUUUCUGAAUUUGGACAAAGUGAAAUUUUGUAUUACACUGUAGUUAGUGAUAGUUUCUCUCUUAUAAUUGAAUGGCGUUGGUAUUUCUUUUUAUAUCAA